CUUGCCUCGGUGCCGAUCUUGAGGAUUUCCUCGGUUUCUGAGGGCGCAUCCCUGACGCUGUCAGCGCCUCGGGCUUGCCGACCUUAGGGAUAGGGAUAGGGAUGAGUUCGAGGCUGGUCCCUAAGGGAUUGACGGCUUUUCGCCAAUCGGCUUGUGAGGAGCAGGCUGGCUGGGUACAUCGAGGUAUACGCAAACACAUCUGGGUGCAUCUUGGCAAAUCCAGGUAAAUCUGGGUGAAUCCGGGUAGUCUCCAAGGACAUUCGGAGCACAUCCUGGCCGCUCCUUCGCGAGUCGAGGGACGGCAGCAGCCCUUAAGCUCGCAACGGCAAGGGCGGUCGGCGACCACUUGCGAACUCUACCCCUACGGGUCCAAUCGACGCUAGGGUAUCGGGCACCCCCGCUGGGGUUCGCUCGGCUGCAGAGAUUCUCCGAAUUCUGAUCCCCCCCUGGUUUUUCAGAGCUCUGAUCUGCAGGGGUAGGGUUCUUCACAUGUGGCUGCCCAUAAGGGCGACGCGUCGCUGCGGCCGAAUAGUCAUCCAGACCAGGACGAGCCGCGCAUCCGUGUGUGUGUGAGGGUCCGGUGCUGGAUAGCGGAGGAGAAGACCGGCGACCGGGGCGGGCCCGACGUCCUGAGGUGCUGCGUGGAGAUGCCGCGGACGACCUCGAUGCACAUCAAGAGGGGGGACGAGCCGGCUCGGGGCUUCGAGUACGAUCGCUGUUUCUGGUCUUUCAGCGAGGACCAUCCGCUGUACGCGACCCAGCAGACUUUGCACGACGAGGUCGGGUGCCAGAUGAUCGAGAAUGCCGUGGCCGGUUUCAACAAUUGUAUUUUCGCCUACGGCCAGACUGGGAGCGGCAAGAGUUACAGCGUACUCGGCGGCCAGGGCGAGCAGCGGGGCCUGCUGCCCCGUGUGGUGGAGGGGCUGUUCGAGAGAUUCACCCAGCUGGAGGAGGGCGUCACGGUAAAGGCGGUAGUGAGUUUCGUCGAGAUCUACAACGAGAAGCUGAGGGACCUCCUCGCGUCUGACGAGACCGUGGACUCGAAGGUCAAACUCGCUGUGCGGGAGCACCCGAUUCUUGGUAUCAUCGUGCCGGGCCUCACUCAGUCUGUAGUCGAGAAUUGCACAGAGGUUCUGGAUCUCGUGGAUUAUGGAACCUCCAACCGCCGCACUUCCGCGACGGCGAUGAACGCGACCAGCAGCCGGAGCCAUUGUAUCUUCUCCUUCAAGACGAACCUCAUUUCUGGUGAUCAGGUGAAGCUGUCCCAGACCCAUCUGGUGGACCUGGCCGGGUCUGAACGGCAGAAGCGCACGCAGGCAGCAGGGGACCGCUUGAAGGAGGGCGCGGCCAUUAACCAAAGCCUCUCCACCCUCGCACGCGUGAUCUCCGCGCUGGCGGAUUCAUCUAAGAAAAAGGCGGCCAAUCCUCCGUUUCGUACAUCUAAGCUGACACACAUCCUGAAGGAAUCACUCUGCGGAAAUUCGAAGACUGUGAUGAUGGCGGCAAUAUCUCCAUCACUCGCUGACUAUGAAGAGACGCUUUCCACGCUGAACUUCGCAAAGAGUGUGAAGCAGGUGCAAACAGCAGCGACAGCCAAUGUUCUGAGCACAGCGACGCUGGAGCAAGCGUUGCGUGAGGAGGUGGAAGCCCUGAAGGCGAAAGUGCAGAUGGCUCAGGAGCAGCGGCAUGACCCAGACCAAGAUGCCAGGUUGAAGGACAUGCAGGAGAAAAUCGACAAGCAAGCCCGCUACAUGGCAAGAAUGGGGUUGACCUCUGACAAGGACUACGAGGCCGCUCGCAGCGAGGAUACUGCGAUGGCCGAGCGGAGGAGGACGAUGGUCAUGAGUGGGGGGCUUCCGGGUAAGGCCCUUCACGACGACUCGGACGAUGGCAGUUGGGAGGAAUGGGACGGCCAGGACUCGGAGAGCGACCCGGACUCCCCCGACCAGACAAGAUCGAGCUCCCGCAGAUCAGCGCGAAAGUCGUCCAAGACGUCCGCGCGCUCCGACGCCGACGCCGAGAGCCACCCCGCGACGGUGCUUGCGCGCCGUGCGCAGGGCUCGGGGGGCGAAGCUGGGUGCGUCCUGCAGCUGCUGGGGCGGGACAGCCACGACUCCGGCGCGCAGCUCGACGCCGAGGCCGUGACGCAGAAGCUGCAGCAGCUGCAGGAGUUGGCCGACCAGGUCAUCGGCGUGGUUCCUGAGCAAGUUGACCUUCGGCCGCUGGUCGUGGUCGACGCGCGCGAGCCGGCCCGCGUGGACGUCGUGGUGCGCGUCUUGGCGCCGGCGGCCGGGCAAGCGCCGAGGCUUGGGGAGGAGGAGGAGUGCGCUCGCCGGAAGACCACCGUCGUGGGCAGCAGGGAGAGGUGGCUCUCGUCGGAGGAGUUCCAGCGGGAGGCCAGCAGCAUCGUGGCGGCCGCCGAGCAGGGCGGCUCUUCCGGGAGCGCCUGCACGGCUCGAGCGCUGGUGGCCGGAGGGCGCGGCGGCCCAGAGGCAGAGGGCCUGCGCCGGGAGCUGGACGGGGUCCGCCGGGAGCUGUGCCAGGUGCGGUGCAGGGCCCAGGCUGCCAAGGCCGAGCUGGGGCUCCUGAGCGCCGCCGCUGGCGCUCCAGCGGCGCCGGGGGCGCUCGGGCUGCACCCAGCAGCCAGCGAGGUGGCGAAGGGGUUCCAGGAGGCGCUGGCGGCGCUGGACCACGCGCGUGACCUGGUGAGAGGCGUGAGAGAAGAUGGCGAGGCCAUCGGGCAGCGCGGGCUGUGGCGAGGCCACAGACGGCGGACCCUCGAGGCCCUCUGGAACGGAUAGCAGCGGGAUUUUCCCACCGCGGACGCAAGUCGCGCCUUCUGUGAUCGCCGUUCUGUGCUCCUCUGCCCUUGGCGCUUCCGUGCGCCUCGUUGCGAUCUGCACGUCGUUCGAUGA
Molecule: messenger RNA, 2915 nt
Organism: Prorocentrum cordatum
Lineage: Eukaryota; Dinophyceae; Prorocentrales; Prorocentraceae
Source: the annotation of a GenBank genome assembly